This is a messenger RNA of Osmia lignaria (orchard mason bee), 5293 nucleotides long. RefSeq lists its product as uncharacterized. The record is from RefSeq and is a predicted model, not a curated record. NCBI's taxonomy places the organism in Eukaryota, Metazoa, Arthropoda, Insecta, Hymenoptera, Megachilidae.
GGUCGAAUUCAGGAGCAAUUGUCAUCGGCGAUUUAAUUUUGUAAUUAAUUUGUAAUUAACGUCCAAAAAACAGACUGACGCGCCUCAGCACGAAGUGGAUAAUUAUAUCUUUUGCCUCGCGAGAUUUCUAGAGCUACUACAUUGAUAUAAAAUUAAUCACGGCACAUCGGAUGAAACUAACAGCAUGAUAAAGAUGUAUACAAUGCUCGUAUCUUCAACUUUAAUACAAUCAUAAAUGAUACUAAUGUCGAGUGGAAUAAUGUUUCAUUAAGAUCGACAAGAUACUACAGGCACUGAGCCGAAGGUAUUACACCUAAUCAAAAUAUUAUGACUGUAAAACGAAGACUCUUUCAGUAAAUCAUAAUUCAGCGGAAAAUGAGUCAAUUUAUUUUGAAAAAAAUAAGAAGGGAGCGGAAUGUUUCGAAUAUCUUUAACGACUCCACCGUGUCUGUGUCAUCUUACGUACGCAUAUUUACUUACUGCACAAAACAUUUCGUAAUUUAUAGUGAUCCUUUUUGCCUUCAAAAUCUACAUUCUCUUACGAAUAUUUGCUUUAUGAUACUGUCUGUUAUUGCCUUCGCAGAGACUAUAAAAAUUAAUUAAAGAACGAAUUUAAACAUUCGAGCGUUCUUAGGGAAAUUUUGUUCCUUGCUUCGUUACCUGGCCCGAUUUCUACCAGUAAGGACGAAGAACAUCCUCUGUACCAAAAUCUUUCUAAUUCAUCUCCUACUAUGUCUUACAAGAAGUUUAAACAUAACAAAAGAAAAUUCAGCAGUUCGAUCGGUGGACCAAAGCAAGAGGAAGAGACUGAUUGCACUUGAUUGCACUUAACUCCCUGGGUCGUGCAGCGGAGGUGCAUGGAGGUGCACUGGAGGGUGCGCGCGCGCGACUAUCGACCAGAUCCUCUGGUCUCUCCUCCUCUCUGUUACCUCGGUGUCGACGACACCUGUAUUUUGUUCGAAUCCCGGGCCACGGCAAGGCCUCGUCACUGGCCGGAACGUCUUCCGGGGAUCGGGGAACUGGCCGAUCCCCGCGUGGCCACGUGGAAAACAUGAGGAACAAAAGACUGAACGGUGUCCCAUCGUUCUGUAUUUGUUUCUCUCGUCCGAUCUAAUUCGAACGUUGCUCUGUACGUUAUCUGUCGCGCCAAAGGAAGUCGACCAGACGUAUUCCGGAAGCUGACCGGUGCUUUGAACGCGAAGUCGAGGAUCCUUGAUGCCGACUACGGGCUUGACCCUGUCCGUUCGGCCCGCUAUGGGACAGUGAAUCAGUUUGUCUGUUGGUGAUGGUGCGAGGAUGCUGUACCGUUUGAUAAUUGAUUUAUGGAAGCGUAUUGGAAGAUCCCUGGUAGAAAGACAUCAGGAGCGCAGUUGGUGUAGCGGGGGUGGCUAGGUCUAAGGGGCAGUGGUCACGUAACAGGUCGGUGACGGAGGUGCGUCAAAUUUGACCUGUUUCUCAGAUGGAUCGUUAACCAGAAUGCCUGACCUCUCGUUACAUUAAAAUGCAUCGAAACGAUAGAUUGGUUGCAUUAAAGUGCACCGAAUUGAAACCUUCCUGACGGUGAUCAACGUCGAAUCAGGGCCGUUCAUUGCGUUCAAGUGUGUUAAAUUGAGGGCCAUCCGUAAGUUCCAGCUACAACCACGAAGUGGUGCGAUAUUUUCUUCAGCAUCUUGGCAACAAUUGGACGAAUUAGGAUCAACGAUCCACUUUCAAGCCAGCUACAACGAAAAACAACGGCCUGUUGAUUAGUAUCGACGAGUACCCCCCGGCAGUCUUCCAGGUCCAGGCUGAUCGGGUCAGGUGGACAGCAUCUGUCUGAGCUACUUUCAAUUCUCAUCGCUGCUGAUGUUCGACAAUCUGUUAAUUAUAUUUACAUAGUUAACGCAAUUUUAAUUGAUCGUGGGAGGACAUCGAUGAACGUGGUAGAUACGAUAUCUUCGAUCUUGAUAAGGAUUGUACCACGGGCGAUGAAAUACUCGCGAAUUUUUAGUGUCUUUCAAUCACUCGAAACUGGUUGGCAAAGAAGGUUCCUCUGGUAUGUGCGAUUACUUUCAGGACGAGGUAGCGACUCGUGGCGGUAAAAAGGUGUUGGACGAUAAGAGAGGCAUUUUCAAUUUGGAAAUCGAGAGCAAGAUACACAGGAGUCGCUUACGAUUACAAAGAUGGUUACUAGGACUUUUAAUCUUUUUGUUUAUCUCGUUGAUCGUUAUAAACACUUACAGCACCGAUCAAUUUCGAACUAUGCGAUACGGCACCCUCUUCAACGACACUCUUCAAGAAAAGUUGAAUAACGCUGGCUUCUUAGUCCACAACAAAGGCUGCCGAAUCCCAGCGAUGGAUCCUUACGAUGUCGCGAUCAAACGUUUCAUCCGCAAAGAGGAUCCGAUCGUUUGCGAACACGGGGAUCAUUUACCGUUGGUCGAGUCGAACGACACAUCGCUGUUCGUGAAUCCAGCAGCGAUAAGUCAUUUUUACAACAAAUCCGAGGAGGUCGACUGCUGUUGGCGUUCAUUUUGGCGAACGAAGGACGAGGAUAAUGCUGUUACGUACGAUAAUAAUUGCUUCAAAUUCCAUAAUUCCACCACCGUCAACACCGAAUUCGUCAAGGUCGAAUGUUCCCGGAACAACGAGCUGAUAUACAAGGAUUACCACGUCUUCCUGCCCCGUAAUUCAGCGCUCGAGGAAAGAUGCGAAAAGGCAAGAGCUUCGAAUCCGAAGAGAAAACCGCUCAGUUUGCUGAUCAUCGGCAUCGACUCGGUCUCGAGGAUAAACUUCCACCGAAUGAUGCCGAAUACCGUGCAAGCGUUGCAGCAACUAGCUGCGGUGGAGAUGUUGGGUUACACCAAGGUAGCCGACAACACGUAUCCGAACUUGGUGCCCGUGUUAACCGGCCUGACCGAGGGUGAACUCCGCGACCAAUGCUGGCAGACGAAAAACAAACCGUUCGACGAUUGUCCGUUCAUUUGGAAGAACUUCAGCGCGGCUGGUUAUCGUACAGCGUUCGGCGAGGACGCCUGUAGCAUCACGACGUUCAACUACCUGAAGCCAGGCUUUCGUGUCCAGCCGACGGACUACUAUCUCCGACCUUUCUGCAUCGCCUCCGAGAAGAACAUCGGCAAUACUCAUAGACUGAACGCGAAUCUCUGCGUAGGCACCAGAAAGACCUUCGACAAUUUGCUGCACUACGCUCGUAAAGCAGCCUCGCAGUUCCCUAGGGAUCCUUACUUCGCUAUGGUCUGGCAGUCUAGCUUGACCCACGACUUCUUUAACUACCCGCAGUUGGGCGAUCAGUCCUACUACGAAUUGAUCACCUAUCUGUCCAGCCAACGAUUGCUCGAUCAAACGGCUUUGAUAGUGAUGAGCGACCACGGGAUGAGAUGGGGCAGCUUCCGCGAGACUUAUCAGGGCAGGAUGGAGGACAGUCUUCCGUUUGUAUUCAUCGUGUUGCCGGACUGGUGGAAGGAGAGCUACCAGGUGGCUUGGGCCAAUCUCCGAAGAAACGCGAGGAGCUUAACGACUGCCUUCGACCUGCACGAGACCCUCCUGGACCUCUUGUACUCGGAGAAUCUGGAGGAGUCACGGCUGAAGAGUCGUUUUCACUUGAUGCCGAAAGGGGACAGUCUGCCACGUGGGAUAAGUUGGUUCCUGCCGAUUCCUGAUCACCGAAGCUGCACCAUGGCGGGCAUAGCCAGUCAUUGGUGCAUGUGCCACGACAGCAAAGAUGUCGAUUUGAAGGACGACAAGCUCAAAGACAAGGCUGCGUUCUUAGUCUCGAAGCUGAACGAGAUGCUGAAGAAGUUCGCCCAAUGCGCGGUGCUCAAACUGAAGGAAGUUAAAGGUGCGAAAGAAUGGAGAAACACGGGUGAUGGGUCGGAACUGGUUGACUAUACGAUUACGCUUCAGACCGAACCUGGUAACGCGAUAUUCGAGGGCACGGUACGUUACAGGAGCAGCGAUAAGAGUAACAAAUUGGUCGGAUCGGUGAGCAGAUUGAACGCGUACGGGAAACAGAGCGCUUGCGUCGAUGAAUUUAAUAUGAGACUGUAUUGUUACUGCCUCUAAUUGAGCCGCGCACACGAAAUUGCCCGAGGGGUGCUCAACUGCCCUCGUGUUUUACUACUUACCGUGCGUGUCUGUAAAGCCUACAUACGGUCUAAUAAGUUGAUUUUCAUAUUUUCUCAAAUGAUCUAAAUCUUGAUGGCCACAAAUGGAAUCGUUAACGCCAUCAUUGAAACACGAGAUAUCUCGUGAACGGUCGUUUAAAUGUUAAGAUGGAUAGCGCGUGAAGAAAAUCACACUGUGAUAAGAUUCUUGCUUUAAAGGUUUCGUGCUUAACAAAUGCAACGUUUGAUGCUACUGAUAUACCGGAUAGAAUUAAUAAGUAAUUAAGUAUACUUAAUCGCGUGCGUGCGUGCGUGCAUGUAUAUAUAUGUAUAUGUUUAGUCCACUGUGAGGUAUGUGUCUUUUUGAACUGCUAAGACAGAUAAACAACUUUUUAAUUAACACAGUAGUAGCGUGCAAAGCUGUUUCAUUUUUCUAUGGUACUAUAUUGUAAUCCAUUGUUUGAUAGCAUAUACGUUGUCAUCACCACGUGUUAUUAUCGUCACUGUAUUUAUUUCACUAACAUAGCGGUUCGAUUUAAAAAUCACAAAAUAGCCUAAGAUAAAAGUUUACAAACUUUUUGUAGUUGAAUUUGUAACUUAUACUUGAAACUUAUUUUUCCACACGUGUAGAAAACAGAAUAUAAUUUCUCUUAAACAGAUUUUUUAUACAAAAAAAAAAAAAAAUAAAGUUUCUAAGAAAACCAUUUAUUUUCCCUGUUUGCUACAGCAACCCACAUAGAUUAGUUGUAGAUAAUGUUAUGUCUCGAGUUCAAAAGAAAUUUUUCUUUCACAAUGGACUAAACUUACUAUGAACAAUCUUAAAUAUCUCAAAGUUCAAAUACCAGUUAAAUGGUGGAUAAAGAAUUAUUUUAAUUAUUAGCCAUUGCUUUUCUACUAUCAAUAUAUUUAUUUAAUCUUUGUUCAACGUUCAGAAACUGAUUUUGCAAACCAUUUUAUCGAUCAUUUUCUAAUAGCUUUUUUUUUCACGGGUUAAUACUUGGAACAUUUACAUAUGAUAAAAAUAGAAAAAUUAUAAUUUAUUUCUGAGCUUGCAACAGAGAAGUUACUAUUCAGAAAACAAUAAAAUAUCACAACGCGUUGCGCGUUGUAUCUGACAGAAUUAUACUUGAAUUUUUCUAAACACAGUACAUACAAAGAUAAUGAAUAAAUCUUUGUAAAAUACGAAAUAA